UGAGCACAAAACCAACAAUAAAUUUUAAAGUAGAAACAACGUUUUUUUAAUUUGCAGAACAUGUUUCGAUUGUUGAAAGUUCGUUUCUUUAAGGAAAACACAAAAUACCUGUGCUAAUGGAAACAACUAAGUUUCUACAAUGUUUUUUCGUUAUAUAUAAUCCUUCUUUUAUUUUAGAUGAUUUUCAGAAUUAAUUAAAGGAAGAUGUUCUUGGCAUUAAUGUAUAAAUGGAGAAAAAAAAAUUCAUUUCCCUAAACUUUUUACCAAGUCGGUUGAAGAGAUCUUUGAUGAAGUUUCAAAGAGAUGGUAUUAGAUAUGGCAUAGAGAAAGAAGGGAGAUGCUUGAUUGGUGAUGAGAUGGGGUUGGGCAAAACCUUACAAGCUAUUGGAAUUGCAUACUACUUCAAAGCAAGUUGGCCACUACUUAUAAUUGUGCCAUCUUCAAUGAAAUUUAGUUGGGUUAAUGAACUUGAAGAAUGGCUACCUGACAUUGAACCUGGAGAUGUAAAUGUUAUUAGAAGCUUGUCCUGUAUUGGUUCGAUGAUGAAUUCUCGCAUAAAUAUUAUAAGUUAUGGUUUGUUAAGUUUCCAACGAACUCAAACAAAUUCUCUUGCCGAUCUAAUCCAAAAGGCAGACAUGGGUGUCGCCAUUAUUGAUGAAUCUCACUACAUGAAGGGUUUCAAAGCAAUUCGCACAAAAGAAAUUUUAAAGUCUGUAAAGAAAAUUCCCCAUGUAAUCUUGUUGUCAGGGACACCUUCUCUUUCAAGACCAGUAGAAUUGUAUCCACAGAUAUCUUUAAUUAGACCAGGCUUGUUUGGUAGUUUUCAAGAAUUUGGUAGAAGAUAUUGUGCUGGCCAUUACACAACUGAGAGAGGAAGAGAUGGUAAAUUUUACCAGAAAUUUGAUACAAGAGGUGCGUCAAACUUGGACGAGCUUCAUCGUAAGCUGGUUGAGAAUAUCAUGGUCAGACGACUUAAAAAAAAUGUUUUGACACAACUCCCAGCUAAACGACGACAAAAGAUAAUGUUCGAGAUACCACAUUCAUCUUGCUAUAAAAAGGAACUAGACUUGUGUCAGAAAGAACUUAAAAAUGUUUUGCAGAAACUUUCAAACGAGCAGCUGGAUGAUGACAAGCUAGUUACUUCCAUGGACUAUCGUUCCACGUUCACAAAGUUAUUCACAGCAACUUCACUUGCUAAGGCUGGUCCGGUGCAGCAGUACAUAAUCGACCUGUUGGAUGGGAUGGAAAAUAAAUUCAUUGUAUUUUGUUAUCACUUGACAAUGGUUCAAGCUGUGCGUCAAACUUUGAUUAGCAAAAAAGUGAAACAUAUCUCCAUCACAGGGGAGGUAAACUCCAUGCAACGUGGAAUUGAUGCGGAAAUCUUUCAAACAGAUCCUCUAUGUCGAGUUGCAGUGUUGAGCAUACAAGCAGCAGGGACAGGGUUGACAUUGACAGCAGCUGAUCAUGUUAUUUUUACUGAAUUACACUACACUCCAGGUGUUCUCAUACAAGCAGAAGACAGAUGUCAUCGUAUCGGACAAACCAACGCUGUCCAGAUCCAUUAUUUAAUUGCUAUGGACAGCAUCGAUGAAAUAUUGUGGGCCUGUCUGCAACGUAAGAUCGUUGUGACGACUGCAACACUCAAUGGAAAAAUAUCCAAUCUGCCAGUUGAUAGCGAAGAUAAAAACUCUCUUCUUUCUGCUGUUGAAGCAUGGAUCCCUGUAGCUAUCGAAAAAGAUGUGGUGGAUAAUUUAUUUGAGAAGAAACCAGAACAUAAAGAUAUUCGUACAUUUUUCACUCCUGGAGGUGAAAAAAGAUUAAAAAAGAGAAAAAAAAUACAAAGUAUUGUUUUGAUGGAUGAAGAUGACCAUGACAACGAUUUCCAACCAGUUAGAAAGAAAACAAAACAAGUCGUCACCACAGUCGAACCAGACAAACCCAAUGAUAAGGCUGCACCCACCCUCAGAGUUGAUAGUUCUGUAGCAGACUAUGCGAACGUUUCAAUCGCGGGUUCUACGAUGUCCUGUUGCGAUAAAAUUAUAAAAAAAUUAACGAUUUUUAAUAAAGUAGAGGAGCAAAAAAAUGGAAAUAGAGCUAAAAAAGAAGACAUUUGUUUCAGUGAUACAGGAACUUUAUUAAAGAAGAAACAGAAAGAAUGGUCGCUUGAUUGCCAAGCUGGAUCUAACUCAGACACACCAGUUUGUAUUGAUAGUGACGAUGAAGAGGAUAAAAGGCGUUGUGAAGGAUGUGAAGAGAAUACGCCUAUCGUGUUUUCUGAAAAUUCGAAUUCAUGUGACACUAAUGUAGACUUGCUUCCAUAUAAACACCCGCCACGCAAUUACCUUACACAGUGCACUCCAUCGCAGGGUAUUGAUAACGUCAUACCAUCCCCUCCGAUGAAGGACGUUCUGAGUGAUGACGAUUUGUUUGUUGUGGAUGAUGAAGAGAGAGAAGACAUAUCUGGUCCUGAAAUUAAUUCUGAGAACUCUCUUCACGGAAACAGUCAAGUUAAAGACAAAAAUAGACUGAUGAUACAGGAUAAUGUCAUUGAAUGGAAUUGUUCUCAAUGCACUUAUUUGAAUGAUCAGUUUCUUACUGUUUGUGAGAUGUGUGGUAAUGGAAAGAUUGAGGAAUUAAAUGACAGUGUUAAGAUGGACAGUCCCGAUCGAAAUGUUGAUAUCGAUUCUUUUUCUUCAUCUGAUGGUGACAACGAAAAACUCAUGCCAUCGUCUGAUUUGAGCAAGCAAGACGAUGUUUUUAACUCGUCAAUUCAGUCAUUUAACAGUGAAAUUCUUGUCGAUGAUGAUGACGAAGAAUUCGAGGGAGCUUUGUGUCUUUUAAACGAAAACGAGUUAACUGAUGAGCCAAAAUCAUCUCAAGACGAUAAAUCGAUUUCGGAGGAGAAGAGCACCCCUGGUUUUAACUUUCUCGGCAAAGAUGAUUUUGAUUUUUCUGAUGACGCUAUUAAUCAAGACAUCUUAUCGCUACAGGAGAACAAGCUGGGGGAGGGUGGCAACGAAGAGGAAGAAUGCGACAUGUAUAAAAGUGAGGAGGAGCAGGAGAAAGAAAAAAAGCUCGUUCCUGAAGAUAUUAGAAAAAUUAAUUUGCGUUAUUGCAUGAGUGUUUAUACAAAACGAGUCUUCGUCUACGAUGAGACAGGAAAGUACUUGCAGAUGAGUUUUAACGUUGAAAGCAUCAACAUGAAGUUGUUUGAGGACUUGCCUCCUUUGUUGCAACAUGUGGAAAAUUUAAAGCAGAUCAAACGUUUUGCAUCCCUGUGGAAAGAAUUAGGUCCUCGUAAACAAAGCCUGGUGCAAAAAGUGAGAAAGGUGUUUUGCAGCCCUGUUGAAAUGUACAAAGAAGCUUACGAAGAUGCUUACGGAAGAAAGAAGAAAACUUACGAGCGAUAUAUCAGUAAGGAUGAGGAGGAUGUACACGUGAAAAAUGCUGCUGACUCAGCAGGAGGGAAGGUCAUCAAGCUUAAACCACCAUCAACCAAAAGGACUGGAAAACAAGAGAAACCUAAGACUAAAAAUGGCGACAAAGAUGCGAAUAUGUUACAAGCAGUUGAUAAAGAAGGCUUUGCUCUGUGUUUGUACUGUUCUUCACGCGUGCCAGGUAUUCAAUCUGGUGCUAGAGAGGGAAGAUACUGCUCACAAAGAUGCAUGGAGGAACACAAAAUCAGACGAAGAGCGCGCGACUAUGGUCCGCGUGAGCUUCUGUACGAAGUGGAACAAGGUAUUUGUCAAAUAUGUGCUAUCGAUGCGCAUGCGCUAUUUGAACAGGUAACAUCUGCAAAUCCAGAGGCGAGAAAAAGUGUAUUAGAAAGCACACCAUUUGUGAAGUUACCAAUUAAUAUAUUGAAUCGUAUGGUGAAAAAUCCGAAACCCGGUCUGUUUUGGGAAGCGGAUCACAUCACACCUGUGGUGGAGGGUGGAGGACAAUGUGGCUUAGAAAACUAUCGAACACUUUGCGUGCCAUGCCAUCGAGACGUCACGAAGAAAUUAAGAAAGAAAAUGGCGAGUCAUAAAAAAGAAAGAGCAUGUGCUAGUGUGACAGAAUUUUUUAGUUUAAAAAGUUCGUAGAUGUUUAUAACGAAUCAGAUUUUUUUUUUACCGGACUUUUUCGUUUUUUAUCGUUUCGAUACAUAUUUGCUUCUUAAGUUCCACCUAAAGAAAGAAAAGAAGACGAGAUGUCGUUAUUUUUUUCAUUAGUUUUACAUAAGAAUAAUCACAACUUCGAUUACAUUCAAAUAGGACACGCCAAAUUUUCAUGUCAACAUUUGUUUUUAUUUUGUUUUUUAAGUGUACAGUGUAAAUUAUAUUUGGAAAGAAGAUUUUAGGAUUUCUUGCA
Messenger RNA from Hydractinia symbiolongicarpus, 4353 nucleotides. Its product is annotated as DNA annealing helicase and endonuclease ZRANB3-like. The record is from RefSeq and is a predicted model, not a curated record. Gene Ontology annotation, molecular function: zinc ion binding; ATP binding; nucleic acid binding. Lineage: Eukaryota; Metazoa; Cnidaria; Hydrozoa; Anthoathecata; Hydractiniidae. Bases 228 to 4085 code for a protein of 1285 amino acids. Gene Ontology annotation, cellular component: nuclear replication fork. The transcript is spliced from 19 exons. Gene Ontology annotation, biological process: replication fork processing; DNA repair.